GCCCAACAAGCCAAAUUCCUCAGCGAUGCGGAGAACGAGCUGGAGGAGCUGGCAGUCACCAUUGCGCAGGCCAAGAAGAUGGUGGAGCUCAUUAAGGCUCAGGGGGGAGUCGAGAAGCUCUUCGCAGAAGCCUCUGCGGUCCUGGCGGCCUUCCAGAAGGAGGUGGCUGGUUUCAUCGAGGACGGGGAGCGCUCCAUGCUGGGGGAGGCCGAGGCUGAUCUCCGCUGGAAGGAGGAGAGGCGAGCCAAGCUGGCCCAGUGCAAGCAAAACCUGGAGAAUGUCCCCAGCACCGACACCAUCUACUUCCUCCAGGAAUUUCAGGCCUUAAAAGUAGCCAUGGAAGAAAACCUCUCCCCAGCUCUGAGCUUCCAGAACGAGCUGAACUUCACCAAAUGCACCCAGGCUGUGGGCGCCGUGAAGAACGUGCUGGCCGCUGCCUGCAAAAACCAGUGGGACCACUUGCAGGGAAAAGGAAUUGAUGGGCUGAGUUUCCAGGAGAUGGAGGAAGCGUUGGCCGAGUCCCGGUUUCCAGAAAAGUCAAACAAUCCCGCCUGCCUGGAGAGCCGUGAUUACUUCCUGAAAU
Phaethon lepturus (White-tailed tropicbird) is the source of this 583-nucleotide messenger RNA. RefSeq names its product tripartite motif-containing protein 47-like. The transcript is spliced from 5 exons. The annotation marks the transcript as partial. The record is from RefSeq and is a predicted model, not a curated record. NCBI's taxonomy places the organism in Eukaryota, Metazoa, Chordata, Aves, Phaethontiformes, Phaethontidae.